GCGCGCGACAUGCGGAACCCGGCGGCCGCCGCCCGGACCGUCUGGACCUCCUGGACCUCCUGGACCUGCUGGACCUUCUGGACCCUUCUGCUGCUGCUGGAGUGUGUAGAAGCAAAGAAGUAUUGCUGGUACUUUGAGGGCGGAUACCCCAUCUAUUUCAUAUGCCGCUCCUACGAGGACUGCUGUGGAACCCGCUGCUGCGUGAGGGCGCUGUCCAUCCAGAGACUAUGGUACUUCUGGGUGCUGCUGAUGAUGGGGGUGCUGUUCUGCUGCGGGGCCGGCUUCUUCAUCCGCAGACGGAUGUACCCCUCCCCCCUGAGAGACGAGCCGGCCUUUAACGUGUCCUUCACCCGGCACCCCGUGACAUCACCAGUUUCCCAGCAGCCCGGGGGCAUGCAGGGCUUUGGGGUCAACGGGAUGAUGGGGGGCGAGCCGGGGCUGCCCAUGGCCCACCCUGUGUACCCCGCGCACCCCGUGGCUCCACCCAGAUGAUGCUGAGCGCCUACCCCCCGCCUCCAUCCUACUGCAACCACCCC
Messenger RNA from Menidia menidia (Atlantic silverside), 536 nucleotides. Lineage: Eukaryota; Metazoa; Chordata; Actinopteri; Atheriniformes; Atherinopsidae. The record is from the annotation of a GenBank genome assembly.